AUGGAGACGAAGCCCCUCCGUCUUCAGAACCUCGACGACUCCGUCGGUCGCAUGAAGCGUGUGCAAGAUGCAGAAUGCGACUCCAAGCACCCAAGAUGUACUGCUUGUGCAACUGCUGGCACUGUCUGCCACCAAGAGGAUAGGCAUCGCCAAACCUUGACUCCUCGCGGUCAUACCGAGCGCAUCGAACAUCAGCUUGCUCAGUGUGAAGCUCUUCUCAAGCACCACUACAGCAACUUCACCUUGGACAGCCUCGACGAAAUCAUUGCUCGGGAAGGCAUAGAUGUCUCCUCUAUCGCCCCUCCUCCUCCUUCAGCAAACUUCCAAAUUGAGGGUAGUCCCAUCAGGCCUUUCCGGCCCGACGGUGGUCCCUCGCACCCUCAGCAGCCACCGAAAGGAUACCCGCCUAUGUACCCUCCGCCGGGUCAUAUCAUCCAUCCCCCCUAUCCACACCCAAUGAUGCCGUAUGGCCCUGCACCUCCUUACCACCCACAGAUGCCAAUGCCACCUCAUGGAAGCUAUCAUCCUCACCUGCACCCUGCAUUCCAGCAGCCUCCAGGUGCCUUUCCGCCACCGCACGCCCAACCACCACCUCCAACGGCCUUACCGACGCCAGUUCAUGGCCAACCUCCACCAGUUCAACGCGGGAUAACUGCAACUAAAGGCACAGAUCCGAACGGUAACGACAUGUCAAAUACGGAAGCCCUUGCCAAAAAUUUUGGUGUUUCUGCCGCUAUUGUCAACAAUAUUAUGGAUGCUGCACCUCAUGAUAAAGAAGAUCUGGCAGUUGGCUCCAGCGGUCUCUCGUCAGGUCGAGAUCGGUCCAUAGGGGAAACGACUAUACCUCGUGACGCCUCUCAUUGGGUCGCCUUAUCCGUUCGUCGGAAUUCCACGUCUAGUGGGGCUCCAAACACACUCUCCAUCUAUAGGCCCACGUCGAACGCCUCCACCGUUGAGGUCUGGUUGCCCAAGGAUCGCAAUAUGGUGAAACACAUCGUUGACGUUUACUUUACCCACCUCAACCCUCAUCGUCCGGUCUUUUCUCGUAAAGAUUUUGACCGCAUCUUAAAUGACCUUUAUGAUGGAAAAACUGUUUCUCAUGAUCCUGGCUAUGUUUGCAGCAUAUACCUGAUCCUUGCCCUUGGCACUCUCAGCGAUCUCAAUCAACGUGCGGUCAAAGAAGAUAUUGACAGCAAAGCUGAGGUUAUGCAGCAUCUCGGACCUGCCAUUGCGAAAAAGAUCAUGCCGCAUGACUGGCCCCAGCAUGAUGAAUUCUUCGAACGAGCCCUUGCAGUUAAACCUGACCUUCGUGUUACCAUAUCUAGUUUGCAAGCCCUGAUCCUGUUGCAUUGGUAUCUGUAUACUGAGCGUCAAGGUCGCACGCUCUGGCGGCUUGUUGGCAGCCUGGUCCGAUUGUCAAUUGAGCUCGGCUUGCAUCAUGAUCCGACCACUCAAAUGAAUCCAUCCACAGAUCAGCACCUCUUCACUGAAGAAGAGUGUCAAUUGCGAAUCACUCUCUGGGGGAUCGUUCUUGUGCACGACCGCGGCACGUCUAUCCUCCUCGGCCGGCCGCUUGCUAUCUCUCCAUCAGAUUCCAAUACGCCUCGUCCCGCUCGGCCCAAGCAAGCACGUCUCUCAGACUUCUCUGAGCACUUCGAACUUUCACAACCCGUUGCUGAGAUCCAAGCUGACAUCAUCAAUGCCCUCUAUACGCCAAAGAAGCAGGCUGCGGACACUAUCAUGCGCAAUGCGACCAGGAUUAUUAAGAGCAUGCUCGAGUUUAGACGUGGUCUGCCAGAACGAUACAAGUACUAUUUCAACGGCACUAGCGACUGGGUGUUGGAGAAAAAAAGCGAACUUGUUCAAAAUAUCACGGAAGAUGAGGGGCUCACUCUGUUGAAGGUUGGAAUAGCGCGCAUUUUACUUCUACGGGCCUUGUUCAGUUCUAAAGAGCUGUCGUACGCCCAUCGACAUAAAGCCUUAGUUGAUGCCAUCAUUACAUCUCACAAUAUGAUCAUCAUCCACAACCAACUUAUCCGCUUCCCCAACAUCGCAUUUUUUACCUCCCCAAUCCCUCUCCACAUCGCAGCCAUGGUUAUAUUAUAUGGCCAUAUGUCGAAAGUUGACUGUCUCCCUCCUAAUAUCGCAUUGGAGGACCUCUGGCUGGCUCUUGAUAUGCUUCCUCGAUUCCGUUGGAGAUGGGAGCGGAAAGAUGUCAAUGGAGGCCAUCCACUCAUCGCUAAACUCGCGGAGCGCGUUAUGGACAUUAAUCUCCGUAACAUCGUGCCAACGGGACACCCCGUCCUCCUUUGCGAGCCUGAGUGGGAUGAGGACACGGUUAUGUCACAGGCCCAAAAAUCCCAACAGAGCACUCCGCCUCUAUCCGCUUAUCCUGCAUCUGCUGGCGGUAGCAUGGUUUAUGGCCCACAGCCGCGAGCUAUGAAUAACGCCCCUGGGACGAUGAAUGGGUCGCACAGUGGCGGGUCUACGCCGCCUAACAAGCAACUUGUCGAAGUGCCCAGUGUACUCUUUUAUCCCUUCUUUCCCGAAGCUCCAAUACCCUCAAGCGGUAAUGGGGCUGUCACACCGAAUGGAAACCGUCGACAUGACUAUACGCAAAUAUUGGCUGCGGCCGCUGCAGCUGGUUCUCAACCCUCUCAUGAUUCCUACAUGUCAGAAGAGAGAGACACCUCUCAUAGCCUACAUCCACAACAGCAAAUGUGGAUGAAUGUGGGCCAACGACCAGCUAUGCCUGGUUACAAUGCGCCCCCUUAA
Messenger RNA from Laccaria bicolor S238N-H82, 2775 nucleotides. RefSeq lists its product as uncharacterized. The record is from RefSeq and is a predicted model, not a curated record. Gene Ontology annotation, biological process: positive regulation of transcription by RNA polymerase II; DNA-templated transcription. Gene Ontology annotation, molecular function: DNA-binding transcription factor activity, RNA polymerase II-specific; zinc ion binding; sequence-specific DNA binding. The transcript has 5 exons. Lineage: Eukaryota; Fungi; Basidiomycota; Agaricomycetes; Agaricales; Hydnangiaceae. The coding region runs from base 1 to 2775 and encodes 924 amino acids.